UCAAUCUGCACUCUUCUCUGAGGUGUGCAUGUCGGAUGCAGAUUACCUCCACCAUUUUGAUCUCUGUGUACCUCCCUCUACCACCGUCUUCCCUAUAUAAAGCCCCUUCCUCCCAACCUUCCUUCCUCACUCUUGAGAUCUCAGGGAAGAGAAGAUAACAGCUCUUUGUGUAUUUGCCUUCUUGCACUCAGCCAUGUCUCUGCUCACAGAUCUUAUCAACCUCAACCUCUCUGACUGCACUGAGAAGAUCGUUGCUGAGUACAUAUGGGUUGGGGGGUCCGGCAUGGACAUCAGGAGCAAAGCAAGGACGCUCUCAGGCCCUGUCGGUGACCCCAGCCAGCUUCCAAGGUGGAACUAUGAUGGUUCGAGCACCGGCCAAGCUCCCGGACAGGAUAGCGAAGUGAUCCUCUAUCCUCAAGCUAUUUACAGGGACCCUUUCAGGAGGGGCAACGACAUCCUUGUUAUGUGUGAUUGCUACACACCACAAGGAGAGCCGAUUCCCACCAACAAAAGACACAAUGCUGCUAAGAUCUUCAGCAACCCUGCUGUUGCUGCAGAAGAAACCUGGUUUGGGAUCGAGCAAGAGUACACUCUCCUCCGGAAGGAUGUCAAGUGGCCUCUUGGGUGGCCCAUUGGAGGCUUUCCUGGCCCCCAGGGCCCUUACUACUGCUCCGCUGGUGCUGACAAAGCUUUUGGGCGUGACAUUGUUGAUGCCCACUACAAAGCCUGUCUCUAUGCGGGAAUCGACAUCAGUGGCAUCAAUGGAGAGGUCAUGCCGGGCCAGUGGGAGUUUCAAGUAGGGCCUUGUGUUGGCAUCUCGGCUGGUGACCAGCUGUGGGUUGCUCGCUACCUACUUGAGCGAAUUACCGAGAUCGCCGGAGUGGUGCUUUCCUUUGAUCCAAAGCCGAUUCAGGGUGAUUGGAAUGGUGCUGGUGCUCACACGAAUUACAGUACUAAGUCCAUGAGGAGUAAUGGAGGGUAUGAAGUCAUCAAGGAGGCAAUUCAGAAACUUGGCCUGAGGCACAAGGAGCACAUAGCUGCCUAUGGAGAAGGGAACGAGCGCCGCCUCACCGGGCGCCAUGAGACUGCUGAUAUCAACACCUUCGUUUGGGGAGUAGCGAACCGUGGGGCAUCGAUUCGUGUUGGACGUGACACUGAAAAGUCUGGCAAAGGUUAUUUCGAAGACCGAAGGCCUGCUUCCAACAUGGAUCCUUAUGUUGUCACUUCCAUGAUCGCAGAGACUACCAUCCUUUGGAACUCAGCUUAAUUGCAAGUGAUCAGCUGUUUGUGUCUCAUUUCUGCUGGAUCUUUGCCUGUGGGGUUGGUUCUCUUGCAUUGCAUCUGAUAGUUCGGAGGGAAUGAUUGCCUUGUGUUGAAGAUGAGGCACGAAAUUUAGAUUGAGUUGGACUCGAUCCAUUUUCCUGCCUUAGUUGUCGCUUGUUGUUCCAGUUAUAUCAGUAAUAAAAGUACAUUACCAGCAGAGAUGAAACUGUGUCACUGUUGGAAGUGGAUUGUUUGAUGCUUUUUGUUGGGCUGAUGAUCCCUUUGUUUUAAUUUAUUCUUCUCUAAAUAAAUGUAGAAUUUAUCAUUA
Messenger RNA from Musa acuminata subsp. malaccensis (wild Malaysian banana), 1591 nucleotides. RefSeq names its product glutamine synthetase nodule isozyme. Gene Ontology annotation, cellular component: cytoplasm. NCBI's taxonomy places the organism in Eukaryota, Viridiplantae, Streptophyta, Magnoliopsida, Zingiberales, Musaceae. Gene Ontology annotation, molecular function: glutamine synthetase activity. The record is from RefSeq and is a predicted model, not a curated record.